CUGUAUAAAAUAUCAUCUGUAACAUUUCAGAGGCCAUGAUACUGUCUGCAGGAAAUUCGCCAAAUAGCAUGCCAUAGUUUCCUUUUACUUCACAUAUCAACAUACUUGUCUGGUAUGUGGGAGGUAGGUGUUGGCCCCUGCCGGGGCGACUGAGUUAGAUGCUUGCUGCUCUUUUAGGUGCAGUACAGAAAGACUCCCUUGUGUGAGUGCAGAAGUAAGCAUCUCCUUGGACUUUUUUUUUAUCAUACCAGGUUACACAAGUCAUCAGAUAGUUUCAGUGUCAGAAGUAAAAUGGCUCACUGCAGACGUUGGAAACUGCUGCCAUGGACAGUUAUAGGAAUUACCAUUCUUAUGGCAUUUACAGGUCUGGCAUCUGAGAUUCAGGAUUCUCUGGUCCUGGGAUCCUCCAGUGAAGCUGUGGAGACCUCCUCGGGAGGAGGUGCGGUGGAGAUGGUUACACCUGGACCCAAUGUGGAGGACAGUUCAAUGACCUCAGACUAUGGAUAUUAUCCAGAUGAUACGGAACCUGUGGAGAAAGGAUCGCUAGGACCUGGAGCAAUAUCUGCCAUUGUAAUUGCUGCUGUACUUGGUGUGUCAGUGCUGUUCAGCCUGGUCAUUAUCACCGUGAGAAAGCUGUCAGCCUCUUAGACAAAAUAAAUGGUUGAAAAUAGACAGUUCCAUUACUUGUGGGCCUUUACUUAUCAGUUUGUUUGCUGAACUUAUCCAAAUACUUCCAGUAUAUACUGCCAGGCUAUAUUUAUCAAGAGUCUUUAAUGAGCAGAACAUAGAUGAUCGUUACAGAUCUUAGUACACAAAGACUCUUUAAAUGUGAGAGCUUAGCACAAAACACACAUAUUAGAGAUCAAGAAAAAUACAAAUAUUUGUUUAUUAUUAUUAUUAUUAUUUUUAGCAAAACAUUUUUGUUUAUUUUCGGUGAUGCCGAUGAUUUCUUAAGAAUUUUAUUUGUUGACUGAUCCACUGCAUAACAAGUUCCAGUGAGAUUCAGUGGAUUACAGAUAUUACACAUAGUUUCAGGUUUGCCUUCAGAGACCCAUAAAUGUAAUUUAUGUUAAUGAUAUUCAAACCUGAAGAAAAUGUUAAUGUGACUUGUCCUACAUAUAUAUUUUUUUUUGAUGCCUCUUCCUUAGUGCAACAAAAAAAACCUUAAGAGUUUAAUCUUCACAUAUUCAACAGGGAAAGCCAUAAUUAUCCUUCCACAAUUCCAUUCUCAAGACCGAGACAAAACUGGAUUGUGCUAAACAAGUUUAUAAUAAGAAAUUCAUUCGGUGAGGCCAAGUUCAACAUUUUAUUGGGACUUGUCUUGUCACUGAUUUUGGACAGAACGUUCGGAUGUUGAGAGAUAGAUUUUAAGCUUUAAUGAUCAGACAUUUCUGGCAGCUUGGUAGAUCCGCUGUUUCUUUUCCCCUUUUUGUCAUUUCAUAUAUUUGUAAAUACAUAUAAUAUGCAUGUGAACAGUAAAAAGGCUAAUUAAACUCACAGUUAUAA
Molecule: messenger RNA, 1506 nt
Organism: Leucoraja erinaceus (little skate)
Lineage: Eukaryota; Metazoa; Chordata; Chondrichthyes; Rajiformes; Rajidae
Product: protein SNORC-like
Exons: 3
Coding region: 292-648 (118 amino acids)
Biological process (GO): cartilage development
Source: RefSeq, a predicted model, not a curated record